This is a messenger RNA of Acanthosepion pharaonis, 1503 nucleotides long. Lineage: Eukaryota; Metazoa; Mollusca; Cephalopoda; Sepiida; Sepiidae. The record is from the annotation of a GenBank genome assembly.
AUGGAAAGCUCCUUGCAAAAGUUAAGUGGCGGAGACGUUGUUGCCCUGGAGGUUAAAAUACCACCUUCGAUGCCUCAAAAUUUGUACAAUGCUGAAAGAGCGUAUCUCAAUUCCUUAGAGAAAGCAGAGGGUAGUGAUCCAGGGAAGGAUUUAUACCCAGUGGCCUUUUCAGAACUAGUUAUCUACAACAUGGAUAGCAAAGUCACCAACACGGAAGCAGCACCGGUUGUAUUUCAGCUUGCUGGCCUAGACUCACCCUACAAGCUUCGCUUGGAACAGCUUGGGGUUGAUUCCCCGAAUGUCCACUCUACCAGGUUGAAGGAACAGCUACUUGCUCGGAUUCCAGAACUUGAAGCCCAUAAGAAGGGACAUGAUGUACUCCUUGCCUUCAAAGCGGACAUAGGACCAGUGCUCCAUGAAGCUAGCCAGUAUAGCAAUGCUCUCCAUCUAUCUAAGGCAGCAGAUAUCUUGAGAAAAGAAAUGCUCCAGCACAAGACAAAAUUCAGCAGCGAGCUCAAAGAUUGCUUUGCUGAGGAGGCUAUCCCACCUGCACUUCUUCAGUUCGUGUGCAGAAUUGAACAUGGUGUUGAUAUAAAAUCACAUCUGACGCACGGAAUAGCGAAGUCAGACUUAGCUAAUCCUCAGCUUUUACAGUUCAACUGCUACUCAAAACGUAGAGAAGACUUGACAACCCAAAUACAUUCUAAAGACCGCGAGGUCCCUUUUGCUGUCUAUGUUGGGUUGAAGGUGUACGCCAAGACACGAAAAAGAGAGUUGAUUGGCAAAUUCCAUGAGCAUGGACUAAGCAUAUCGUAUGACAGGGUAUUAGAGAUAUCCGGCAAGAUUGGUGAAACUGUGAUAAACUGUGGUAUGUCGAAGAAGAUGUUGUGUGCCCACCAGUGCUGCGAAAAGGGCUGUUCACUACGGCCGCUUUCGACAACAUUGAUCACAAUCCCACGGCCACCACAGCUAGCACCGUACUUCAAGAAGAACCCAACCCCAGCCUCAGUAGAUGAAGUAUCACUGCCUGAUCCCAGUCUCUUCCAAAGGAACAUAAGAGUCGAAUACAAAUGGUUUGAAAAAGUUCAAGGUACCACUGAUGUAGAUGAUGAAUCCAAUAUAACAUGGUCAGCUCAUCAUGCGAGCCAGAAACGGACUAGAGAAUGUGAAACCAGCAUCACUUCCUUGCUACCUCUUCUCCGAGAUCAAGCUCAUAGCGUUGCCGCAAUAAAGCAUGCCAUGAAGAAAGUAAGGGAAGCUGUAGUAUUUCUUAACCCAGGGCAAACUCCCGUCCUGGCAGCUGAUCAACCACUCUAUGCCAUGGCAAAAGAAAUACAGCGGUACUGGCCAGAGGAAUAUGGAGAAGACAAGUUUGUGAUCAUGUUUGUUGGGCUGCACAUUGAGAUGACAGCACUGAAGUCUAUUGGGUCGAUGCUAGCAGACAGUGGAUGGACAAGUGCACUUGUUGAAGCUGAUGUAGCCUCUUCCGGAACUGCAGAUUAA